Molecule: messenger RNA, 417 nt
Organism: Mesorhabditis belari
Lineage: Eukaryota; Metazoa; Nematoda; Chromadorea; Rhabditida; Rhabditidae
Source: the annotation of a GenBank genome assembly
AUGGUUGCUGCUUUAAUUUCAAAGAAAGAGGCGUUGCUGCUGAUCUUCUGGUUUUGGCAGAAAUUCUUGCGAAAGAUUUGGAUAAUCGCCUCGAGUAUCGAGGAAACUUCAUUGUACCCCAAGAAAUGGGUUGUGAUCAUGAAAGACCAUCACACGUUCAUUUAUGUCGGGUCGCUAUCUUUCGCCGUCGAUCAACGUCUUGAUCGUCGUUUUCGCUUCUCUUCAUCGAUUCAACUAAUGGGUCACUCGGGGAUUGUCAUCCACACAACCGCGAAUGCGCUUCACGAUGCCGAAAAGAGCACGGCAGCCAUCUUUUCGAUGCAAAUACGGUUGCAUAGAAUGGCCGCUCGCCGCGACCCAACUCAGGGCAAUCGUCAUUCAGGCUUUGGCUUCGCACCACACAUGCACAUAAGUUUC